Molecule: messenger RNA, 1117 nt
Organism: Prunus avium (sweet cherry)
Lineage: Eukaryota; Viridiplantae; Streptophyta; Magnoliopsida; Rosales; Rosaceae
Source: RefSeq, a predicted model, not a curated record
GCUUUAAAGAAGAAAGGGGAUUUUAUCCAGUACAACUGAGGCAGGACAUAUCAACCUUCUCUCUCUUUUUCUUUGGAGCUCUGAAAAUGGCGCAACCUCAGUAGCCAUCAUCUUCCUUGUCCUUCUUCCUCCGACUUUUGCAACAAAAUGCGCUCAAAGGACAAAAUCGCCUACUUUUACGACGGGGAUGUGGGUAGCGUCUACUUUGGACCGAACCAUCCCAUGAAACCACACCGGCUAUGUAUGACCCAUCAUCUUGUCCUCUCAUAUGACCUCCACAAGAAGAUGGAAAUUUAUCGGCCCCAUAAGGCAUAUCCGGUGGAGCUUGCGCAAUUCCAUUCAGCUGACUAUGUCGAGUUUCUGCAUCGGAUUACGCCCGACACACAGCACUUAUUCUCGAAUGAACUGGCAAGAUAUAACCUUGGAGAAGAUUGCCCUGUAUUUGAUAACUUGUUUGAAUUUUGUCAAAUUUAUGCCGGUGGAACAAUAGACGCUGCACGUAGGUUGAACAAUAAACUUUGUGACAUUGCUAUAAAUUGGGCUGGCGGACUACACCACGCCAAGAAGUGCGAGGCAUCUGGAUUUUGUUACAUCAAUGACUUGGUCUUGGGGAUCUUGGAGCUUCUAAAACAUCAUGCCCGAGUAUUGUACAUUGACAUAGAUGUGCAUCAUGGUGAUGGCGUAGAAGAAGCUUUUUAUUUUACUGAUAGGGUGAUGACGGUUAGUUUUCACAAAUUUGGGGAUAUGUUUUUCCCAGGAACGGGUGAUGUUAAGGAAGUAGGAGAAAGAGAAGGAAAGUUUUAUGCCAUCAAUGUCCCACUGAAGGAUGGAAUAGAUGACACUAGCUUCAAUAGACUUUUCAAGACUAUUAUUUCCAAGGUUGUUGAAACAUAUCUACCAGGCGUGAUAGUUCUCCAAUGUGGGGCAGAUUCUCUUGCUGGAGACCGCUUGGGCUGCUUCAAUCUGUCCAUUGAUGGUCAUGCUGAAUGUGUUAGGUUUGUGAAGAAAUUCAAUUUACCCUUACUGGUUACAGGAGGUGGUGGAUACACGAAAGAGAACGUUGCUCGGUGUUGGACUGUUGAAACUGGAGUUCUUCUUGAUUCAGAACUUCCUAAUG